This is a messenger RNA of Arthroderma uncinatum, 1224 nucleotides long. RefSeq names its product CMGC/CDK/CDK7 protein kinase. The transcript is spliced from 2 exons. Gene Ontology annotation, biological process: protein phosphorylation; positive regulation of transcription by RNA polymerase II. The record is from RefSeq and is a predicted model, not a curated record. Gene Ontology annotation, molecular function: cyclin-dependent protein serine/threonine kinase activity; RNA polymerase II CTD heptapeptide repeat kinase activity; ATP binding. Bases 1 to 1224 code for a protein of 407 amino acids. Gene Ontology annotation, cellular component: transcription factor TFIIK complex; transcription factor TFIIH holo complex; cytoplasm. Lineage: Eukaryota; Fungi; Ascomycota; Eurotiomycetes; Onygenales; Arthrodermataceae.
AUGGCGGUAUCGCCCCUGCCCACCCAAAUCCCUACGACUGCUAUUGCUACCGGUGCUCCAAAGUCCCUCGCAAUGCGCAAUAUUACGUCUCAAGAAACCCGCGCCGUACCUGGCAGCGAUAUUGCACACCCCAAACCAUCUGCCCCCGAACCAGACGCAGCAGAACAGUUAAACGCGGAUGUUCGGCAGAAAUACGUCAAGGACAAGAAACUUGGAGAAGGUACAUAUGCAGUGGUAUACCUGGGCCAUCUACGAGAUGAUCCCUCCUCGCUCGUCGCAAUUAAGAAAAUUAAAUUAAACGCGGAAUACAAAGACGGACUCUCGAUGGACGCAAUUCGAGAAGUAAAAUACCUUCAGGAAUUGUCUCAUCCGAAUGUCAUCGCUCUACACGACGUUUUCUCCUCAAAGGACCAAAACCUAAAUUUGGUACUCGAGUUCUUACCCCUUGGCGAUCUCGAGAUGUUGAUUAAAGAUAAUACAAUUCAGUAUGGUGUUGCUGAUAUAAAGGCGUGGAUAAGCAUGCUUGCGCGUGGUGUCUGGUUCUGCCACAAGAACUUCGUUCUACACCGUGAUAUUAAACCAAACAACUUGCUAAUUGGAUCCGACGGAGAGGUUAAAUUGGCGGAUUUUGGUCUCGCAAGAUCGUUUGCAGAUCCAUAUUUGAACAUGACACAUCAGGUUAUCACACGAUGGUACAGACCGCUAGAACUACUCUUUGGGGCCAGACAGUAUUCUGGUGCCGUCGACAUAUGGUCUAUGGGUAUGGUGUUCGCGGAACUAAUUCUUCGUGUCCCCUUUGCUGCCGGAAAUACAGACAUGGACCAAAUCUCCAAAAUCUGCGCUGCCUUUGGUGCGCCUACCGAAGAAAAUUGGCCGGGCGUAACGAAGUUACCCAACUAUGUGCCUGUUGAGGAGAACCAGAUUGUACCCUUGCAAGGACGAGAUUUUUUCCUCCGUCAGUUCCCAACAGCUGGACCCUUAGGUGCCGACUUACUUGCCUCCAUGUUAAAACUUGAUCCAAGGAAACGAAGCACGGCUACUCAAAUUCUACAACAUCAGUGGUGGUUUUCUGAACCCAAACCAACGAAAAAUGAAAACCUACCUAGGAAGUCAGGCGGUGAAAAGAAAAUGGGGAAUGAUAUGGGUAGACGAGUUGGUGAGAUUGACGAUGGGAAAUAUAAAGGUGUUUCCCGUCAACUCGAUUUUGGAGCCAUGAAGAAAUGA